Molecule: messenger RNA, 1971 nt
Organism: Anarrhichthys ocellatus (wolf-eel)
Lineage: Eukaryota; Metazoa; Chordata; Actinopteri; Perciformes; Anarhichadidae
Gene: mpv17l2
Product: MPV17 mitochondrial inner membrane protein like 2
Exons: 6
Coding region: 600-1256 (218 amino acids)
Biological process (GO): mitochondrial ribosome assembly
Cellular component (GO): membrane; cytoplasm; mitochondrion
Source: RefSeq, a predicted model, not a curated record
UGUUUGCACAUUUAAGUGGCUGUGGUCAGGUUAACGUUAAUGGGGAAAUUCGUAAGAAGGGAGAUAGACGUCGACGCAACACCGACUCUCAAGUGUUAGCCGGUUUCAUUUGGCGUUCAACGAGGAGCAGAGAGAUCAUUGUGACAUUGGAUUUAGCAAAUUUAGGGUCAAUGUCAGCGCUGGUGUUGUACUAAAUAUGAAACAGUCAGGUAAACGGUUGUGUACGACUACAUAGUUAUGGCAGCCGAGUGUUUAAUCCGGGGUUGAAUGAGCUGCUAGCUAGCAGUUAAAAUAGCUUCAGUGACUUUUGAACCUCUCAACUGUCUCCAAAGUUUCCGUCUGUGUAAUCUGCAGAUAAUAUUAUAAGCGUAAAUAUAAAUACUCUCAUCCCGUGUAAUACAGAGAACUUGAUUAACCCGAUAAACAGUCCAUGCAACAAAGUAUAUGUACUAAAAGACAGGGUCGUUGAACACAGGAGACCUAAAACAACCAGUAUAAAGACAUGUUUCAUUCAUUAGCGUUAGUUCAUCUGUAACGUUAUUGAUCAAGUCUAUGUGGGACUCAGAGAUGAUGACAGUAACGUGAAUUUCUCCGCCGUCAUGCUUCCUCGGAUGGGUAAACAGUUUCUCGUCCGGAUGCAGUUCAACUGGCGGCCGCUGUUCCAGGGCCGAACCCUGCUGCUCACAAACACCCUGAGCGGAGGAGUACUGUUGGCACUGGGAGACAUCGUGCAGCAGAGCCGGGAGAACUUAAAAAAGCCGGGCAGAGUACGAGACUGGAGGAGAACAGGUUGCAUGUUUACGGUGGGCUGCUCCUUAGGUCCUGUGCUGCAAUACUGGUACAUCUGGCUGGAUGGAGUGUUCGUGGGCAAAGCUCUGAAAACGGUGUGCAAGAAGGUUCUGGUGGACCAGGUGGUCGCCUCACCGUUUUUGGGGAUGUGGUAUUUUUUAGGUAUGGGUCUCAUGGAGGGACACACGUUAUCCGAAGGAUGGAACGAUUUUACGAGCAAGUUCUGGGAAUUUUACAAGGCGGACUGUUGUGUUUGGCCUCCCGCUCAGAUGAUCAACUUUUACUUCCUCUCGCCCAAAUUCCGUGUUGUGUACAUGAACUUUAUCACCGUAGGGUGGGAUGUCUACCUUUCCUACCUCAAACACAGAGAUGACAGCCAACCCACUGAGCAGCUUUCAGACAGCAGUGCUGUGGAUGUUCAGCAGGAAGCGCUCCCAUCGACCAAACCUCUGGAGGAGGAAGCUUAGACACCGAGUUCAUGCUCAAGUGGGAAGUCGUUCAUCGGAGGCAAAAGAACAUUUUGCUGUUUUUAUAGUGCGUCUGUAUAUUUAUAUCUGAAACGUGCACUCCUAGAGGAACAUUCAGGGAUGAAAAGUUGUUUCACUGCCUCUCAUGCUUAUAUCUCUUGCAUCACUGUAACUGCUGCCUUUAACACAACCUUCCCCAAAGCAUUUAAAUGUAAGUUAGUUAGUGCACGUUUUUAUUGUGAAACUACACGAUUUAAACUGUCCAAUAUCCACAGAGUGGCAUUCCUGUUAUUUUGUUGCUGUUUCUGGUAUAAAAUGAAAAAAAUCAGAAUUGAUGUGAAACAGCUAUGUUUUUAUCUCUAAUAUUAAGUUGUAUAAACGUUGCCUUAAUGUGUAGAUCCGUUCUGUUUUGAUGCCAAAUAAGAUUGUCUUCAGUUUAUCCCUUUGAGGUAUUUAUGAAAGAAAUGCAUGAUUGAUUACGUGCUUAAAGAAAAUCUAUUACGGUAUAAUUAUUUAAUAUCGCAUGUUUUAUUUUUUAUAUCAGACUGAAUCAUCAGCUCCUUGAUUGAAGACAGACUGAAGAAAUUACUUAUUUUUAAACGGCAAAAGUUUUAUACUUUUGUUUUAAAUGUGACAUAAUAUACCACCUUCUGUAUGUCUCCAGCUGCUAUUUUAUUUAACAUCUAAAUAUAAAAAAUGCUGUCUAAAAACCGAA